Molecule: messenger RNA, 2432 nt
Organism: Klebsormidium nitens
Lineage: Eukaryota; Viridiplantae; Streptophyta; Klebsormidiophyceae; Klebsormidiales; Klebsormidiaceae
Source: the annotation of a GenBank genome assembly
AGAGGAGAUCUGGAAAAUGGAAUGCAGAAGACGACGUACUGGCACAAAAUUCUUCAAAAGAGCCGUAGAAUGGCUGCCUUCUGGCAGUGGAAAGUCGCUGAAGAGCUGGAGUUUCCAGCUGAGUGCAUAGUGUUUGAGGACGGUGACGUCCCUGAGACCGCCACGGCUGAUUCUGCAACACUGGCCGACAAUCAGAUUCUGGGGAGCGAAGUUGCUGGUCUGGGCCGAUCAACACAGCAGUCUGGUGCCGGCCACCUUCAAACAGUCCCCGAGAUGGAGAGAGAGGACAGUGCAGAGUCUGUAGGGACCAAGAGCAGCGGACUUGGGGCGAUAGCAAGCGCUGGUCCUGGCAUCUUUGACUCGGAGGACUCUGUGAAUCUGAUGAAUGGUGGUCGAGCGUCAAGAGCACAGUUGAAAGAGCCAGUCUCCAGAAGUCAAGGGCAAGCCAACGGAUCAAAAAGUCGCACUUGGGAUGAAGACGCCAUCCAAACAACGAAGCAACACGGCAGCUCUGGCGAUCAGGGUGGACGCGGCUAUGAUGUCAGCAACGAGCAUGGAGCAGAGGCGCACAGGCCGAAUGGAGAUGCCAGCACAAGCAAGCAGCAGAAGGGCCUGCGGUUUGUAGGGGAGGCUGCGAAGAGCAGGCCCGCGUAUAAGUACCUGGUUGAUGUGAAAGUACAUCAUAAGAGUGGACCGCAGGCCGAGAAUGGACACAGGCAUCCCGACGCGCAGUCUUCGGACGAGGACUCGUCGGACACGGGGUCGAAUGCCGUCCCUCUCCUGAGAAGGUCCGAAGAGAGCUCGAACCGACCACGGGAGUCGCCGACGUCCCCACUGAUGCUUGAAAGCCUAAGUGUCCAAUCAACAGAGGUCGUUGUUCAGAGCGUAGUCCAAACGGGGGGUCCAAACAGGUCGGAGGACGCAAGCGCGAGUCUCGAGGGGUGGCGACUGGAACCCUCAAGAGAAGCGGCGGCAGGGCUAGGGGGGAGGGAGAAUGGCGAUGUCAGCGACUUCGGGGCGGAAGCAAGGCCGGAGGAGAGCAACUCGGAGAGCGUUCUGAGCCCGUUCCGGGAGGAGAGCACGACCACAGUGGUUCUGAACUCCACGGGGACUUCGACUCUGAUGACCGGAGAGACUUCUGCGGCACAGAUGGAUGGCCGAGGGAGAGAGGCUGCCGCUGCUGCGGAGCCUUCGGUCAGAGAAGAAGCAGCGGGGUCGUCAUGCAAACCCGGCACAAACCCGCCUUUAAACCCCCCUCACAGACACAGUAACUUAGCAGCACAACCAGUGACGUCGUCCGGUCAGUCCUCAGCCAACACCGCUGUCCGUGGAACCGAACCCCCGCUGCGGGACGAGGGGGAAGCGUCCGCUUCCAAGGCCGGCAGCCACUUGAGCGCCCUGGAAGAGUACCUGGCGAGAAGCGAGGAGUGUGAAGAGGCCCCGGAAGCUCUGUCAGCGGUCGAGGCUGCCACCGCGAUGCGCGAGGCCGUCCGGAGGAUGCGCGAGGACGCGGCGCUGCUGGCGCUGCGGCUGUCCGCGCUGUACGCAUCGGACGCGAGCAAUCUGAGGCAGACCGCACAGAGCAUGGUGCAGCACGUGGUGGGGGCGCAGGCGGAGGUCCAGGAAAUGCGUUCCGGCUUGGUAGCGAUCGAGUCGCAGCGCUUGAGCGUCCGGAACCUCCUCUCGGACGGGCUGCUGUCCGCCCUCGUCUUUGCCGUUCUGUCCGAAUGGCCGAGGUUUCAAGCGUCCGUCAUCCACUGGCUAGGAGGUCUGCGCAGCCCUGGCGUUUCUCUUUCAUGGCCCUGGAGAAGUAAACCGAACUUGGUCCACCCGCUGCCUCCCCGCCUCCCUCCCAAGAGAUGGCCCUGGAGCUGGUCUCUGCUCGUCGCUGUCGCCUUCUUUGGGUAUAAGCGCUUGGUCACCUCUUUGCGUCAGGAACAAGCAAGGCGCGCAAUGGUGAGGAGUCUUCUUGGCAAGUGGACCCAGAUUGCAGAGCGUUUGGUAAUCAUGGGUGCGAUAGCGGAAAGAGGCUUGGCCAGGACUGAGGUCGCAGGGGAAGAAGCAACAAGACCGUGACGUGGAGAUUGAAGGUUCUGAUCUCGUGGGCUCACUCUGCGUUUGCGCUCAGUCCGGAAGCAUGAGGUUUGCUGGCCCACAAGAGCGCUGUGGUACCUUUGCGAUGAAGGUGCAUCGCGGAACGAUAACCGCACUGACAGGGGAAUCAUACACUGUUGAAAACUUACUGUGCAUCGAACAGAGUUGCCUUUGUGGCUGCCCAAUGAAUGCUAGUAGCAUGGCGGCCAAACAUAAGCCUGUUCGUUAACAUUUUGCCCUAGUGAAGUCAACUAUUGGCUCAAUUGCAGAGGAACUUACAUGAAGGAUGACGUAUGGUUGUUUGAUCGACGCGUAAGUGAACGUGAGCCUCGGAGCGC